Molecule: messenger RNA, 1930 nt
Organism: Lolium perenne
Lineage: Eukaryota; Viridiplantae; Streptophyta; Magnoliopsida; Poales; Poaceae
Product: cyclin-A1-4
Biological process (GO): mitotic cell cycle phase transition
Molecular function (GO): cyclin-dependent protein serine/threonine kinase regulator activity
Source: RefSeq, a predicted model, not a curated record
CCGUGCAGGUGCAGCCCGAACCGCUCUCUCUCAGUUUGAACUGCGAAGCACGCCGAAAGCCCCCGUCGCCUCCACUCGCCACCGCCCAAAGCCCUAGCCCUAGCGUCUCGCCGCGACGUUCCCUCCUCAUCUCCGGCGAGCUCAGCCCUUCCACACCCGCGCGCGGCCGCCGCCUCCGAUCAAAUGUCGAGCCGGGUCUCCGGCCGCCGCUCGUCGGCGUCGGCCACGGCGGCGAGCACCGGCUCUAGAGCCCCCAAGGCGACAUCCAAGGAGAAGAAGCGGGUCGCGCUCGGGAACCUCACCAACGUCGGCGGCGGGAAGGCCGGCGCGGCCGAUGCGGAAUUGAGGUCUUCCAACUCAGUAGCGUAUGUGAAGAAGGGGAGUAUUGCGAGCCUUCCCAGUGUGAACAAGGAAUGGGGUUCUGUCACAAAACCAACUUCAAGCCAGUUUGAUCGAGCAAUAGCACACCACGGCAGUGCUCUUCCGAAGGAGAAUGCUUGUUGCCCUUAUGCACCUGACAUUGUGCCAACGUCGGUGCCCCCUGGCAGCUUGCCUGGUCUGUCUGAUGAUUCUGUUUCUAUGGAGGUGGAAAACCCUGAACUUAAAUACCUUGAUAAUCCUGAAUCUUCAGCGGCAGAUUCCUUGCAGCGUCGUGCGAAUGAUAAGCUCCAUAUAUCUGACAAUAGGGAUUUCACAGUAUCCAGCUGGAGUUGCCCCACCCCAAUGGAAAAUGACAACACCUUUGACAUUGACGCAAACUACGAGGAUCCACAACUGUGUGAACCUCUUGCUUGUGAUAUUUACAAGCACUUGCGGGAAGCUGAGACCAAGAAAAGGCCUUCACCAGAUUUUGUGGAAACCACCCAGAAGGAUAUUGACACAAGCAUGAGGGCAAUACUCAUAGACUGGCUUGUGGAAGUCACAGACGAGUAUCGUCUUGUUCCUGAAACCUUAUACCUCACAGUCAGUUACAUCGAUCGGUACCUUUCUCACAAAGAGAUCAGUCGGCACAAGCUGCAGUUACUUGGUGUUUCCUGCUUGCUUAUAGCUGCUAAACAUGAAGAGAUAUGUCCACCCCAAGUAGAGGAGCUCUGCUACAUUACUGACAAUACAUACAUGAAGGAUGAGGUUUUGCAAAUGGAAGCUUCUAUCCUGAGUUGCUUGAAGUUUGAGAUGACUGCACCUACAGCAAAAUGUUUUUUGAGGAGAUUUUUACUAGUUUCUCAAGUAUGCCAUGAGGGCUCAGCUUUGCAUCUUGAGUUCCUAGCCAGCUACAUUUCCGAGUUAUCACUUCUGGAGUACAGCUUACUUUGCUAUGUACCUUCACUGAUAGCUGCCUCUUCUAUUUUCUUGGCAAACUUUAUCCUUAAGCCAACCAAGAAUCCUUGGAACACCACUCUUUCUUAUCACACUCAAUACGAGCCAUCCGAGUUACAUGAUUGUGUAAAGGUACUGCACCGGCUUUUUCGUGUUGGCCCUGGAAGCAAGCUCCCUGCAAUUAGAGAAAAGUACAGCCAACACAAGUACAAAUUCGUAGCGAAGAAGUACUGCCCACCAUCAAUUCCAGUCGAGUUCUUCCAAGAUGCUAGCAAUUAGAAGCCCAGAUUGGUUCUGGUUACUCACUGAAGUCUUCCCAUGGCCGGUGGCCCCAAGUUGCUAGACUGAUAUGUACAGAUUGCUGUGCAUGCAGGACAUACAUACACACUUGUUGUUAGCUGAUCGGUAAUGUUGUACAUUGUAGGCGAAAUGUGCAACUGUGUUCAUUUGCUUGAGAGGUGGCAAUGUUCGUGUUGGGGUUUGUGCCUUGUCCCAACAUAUAAUGCUUAGCUGCUGUUCCGUUUUGAAAAAAAAAAACUUAGCUGGUGUAGUCUUUUUUGUAUGUAAUGUACAUCAUAGUUCAGUCAUAUCUGAUAACACCUUGCUUGUUUGA